GACGCAUGCGCGGUUGCGGUAUUGUUCAUACCGGUAGUCUGUGUGUGGAACACAUUGGAAAAUAGUAAGUGCGUGCAUCUCGCGUCCAACGUGGUUAGAAUAAAAGAGACUUUAAUAUAUGCACGACGCGCUUUUAUAAUUAAAUAGACGGAUAACACAGCAGGUAGUUGCUAGCAUCAUGAGCAAAAUGCCUCCUAACAGACGAGGAAUUAAGUUUGAGGUGGGCACUGCUCUUGAAGCACGGGACAGUCUGAAGAACUGGUAUACUGCCAACAUUGAGAAGAUUGACUAUGAGAAUGAGAAGAUCUUAAUCCACUAUCGCCAGUGGAGCCAUCGCUAUGAUGAGUGGUUUGACUGGGCCAGUCCGUACCUGAGACCUGUGGAGAGGAUUCAGCUGAGGAGAGAGGGACGGCAGGAAGACAGUUUUAUCCCUGGAUUUCAUGUGAAUGACAAAGUUCUUGCCAGCUGGUCUGAUUGUCGAUUUUAUCCUGCAAAAGUCUUGGCUGUCAAUAAAGAUGCAUCCUACACUGUCAAGUUCUAUGAUGGUGUCAUCCAAACAGUCAAAGGAAUCCACGUGAAACCCUUCACCAAAGAGAGAACAAAGAAACUAACUGCUAAAAAUGGAGAGACGCCCAUGUUAAAAAAGACAGAAAAGGACACGAACAUGCAGGAGGAGAAUGGAGUCAGCGAUGCUAAACAAGCAGCAGGACAAACUGACUGUGUUCCUAAAAAAGAGGAAGAUGAGAUCUCAGAUUUGGAUAGAGAAGAAGGUGAAAAGAAGAAAAUCAAUGGAAAUCGCACAUGCCUUAAAGUGGAAAAUAUAAGCAUCUUGGAGCAAGUAGGGCAGCACAAUUACAGUAAGUCAUUUCUGAAGAAGGUCUCGGGGACUGAGGAGGCUGCAGUGAAGAUGGAGGACUCUGCGGUGUUUGACUCCGGUAUGAACUUUAAUGAGGCGAUGGUGAAGAGAAAUGAGACAGAGGAAGCAGAAGUCCAGGUGGAACAAAAAAAGGAGGAAAUCAAAGGACAGUGUCUUCCUCAUGACCGAAAAGCACAGAAGCAGCGCAUAAGAAGGAAAAGGAGACUAUCAAUGGCACGAAGGAGCUCCAAAAAAAUCAAGACUGAUUCAGGAAAACAUUUUCAUAAAGAUUCCAAGUCCACAUGUGCAUCCACCAGUCAAGAAAAAGAACUAGACCCCUUAGAUCUAACACCAUCAUCCAAUGGAACAGCAGUACCUAAGGCUCAGUGCCAAUCAGAAACGUUUAAGCCUACAACAGUUAGAAAACAAGCUUUUCACAACCCCAACCGUUUCAGCAGAGAGCCAUUAUACAGAGUCAUCAGAAACCAGCCUCCACCGGUGCUCUCUAUCAACUUGGACCAUAAUCCAUGUAAAUGUAGCAUUCCUGGCUGUACAAAGUCUUUCCGGAAAGCAAAACUCCUGCACUAUCAUAUGAAGUACUACCAUGGAGAUGAUCGUCUGAUAGAACAGGACCAGACCAGGGCAAUGGACAAACACACCACACUUAAUAAUCAGGAGAGCUCUAAGAAGAGGUGCAUUCCAUCACAUGAGUGUGCGCAGAUGUCUCUGAAGAGACACUCUGUUGCCAGUGCACAGAAUUACCAACGGUGGCCAUCACUAAAGUACAAGGCCAGAGAGAAUCAGCUAGACAGAAACAUGCAAAGAUACUUCAACAAGGAAAGAGAGAGGAGGUUUAUGGAAAUGGAAGGUGUGAAGGAACAUGACAAGCUAAAAGAGAAACAGACUAGAGACUUUCAGCGAAUUAAGUUAAAGGAAAAUAAAAAAAUGAGAAAAACCACAUCAGAUGAGGAUAGCAUUUCUGAUUGGUCCUCUGACAGCUGUGGAUGGAGUGAAAAUGAAAUGGGGGCAGAUUUGGAUGUCAUUGCCUCACCUCUCAGCUGUAGCUCCUCUGCCUCGACUACAGGAAGUCAGGAAACUAUCCGUUGUGUGUGUGAAGUGGAAGAGGAAAAUGACUUCAUGUUACAGUGUGAAGAGUGCCUGUACUGGCAGCAUGGAACCUGUAUGGGCCUUCUGGAAGAGAAUGUUCCAGAGCGAUACGCUUGCUUCAUUUGCCGGGAUUCCCCAGGGCAGAUCAGAGGUCAGAGACCGCGUCUACGGUACUGGUAUGACAGGGACUGGCUUAGCACCGGCCACAUGUAUGGCCUCUCUUUCCUGGAGAACUACUCCCAUAAGAACGGGAAGAAGAUUGCAGCCACUCAUCAGCUGUUAGGGGACGUUCAGCAUGUGGUGGAAGUCCUCAAUGGCCUGCAGCUCAAAAUUAGUGUGCUACAGAGCCAAAGUCAUCCAGACCUCAAGUUGUGGCGUCAGCCAUGGAAAAUGACAGAGAAAUCCAGGAUGAAAACCAUGGCUCAUCCAGACACAAAAACAGUUUCUGCAUCAGCAUCCUUGGAUGCCAUUCAACGUAAAGAGCCCUUGACUUCAACCUUUCAGGACUAUAUUAGCAGUGAGCAUAGCUACCAAAAGCCACAAACACUGUACCAGGUAUUGGAGCCGAGGCUGGUGCUGAAGACACGGGUUGAGUCGGUGCUGGAAGACCGGUUGCAAAACACUGAGACAGUGCUGAAGAAUGACCAACACUGUAAUGGAGAGAUCCAACCAGCACUACUGAAGACAUGCAGUACUCAGCUGUGCAACCACAGCAUGGAUCUAGGAGAGAAGUGUGAGGCGGAUGCUGAUGGAGGUGGGGUUAAGGGCGGAGCUCAGCAGCAGCAGUGGAAGAUCAGCCUGCUGGAGCAUAUUGAGACUGUCCAAGAAGAGGUUACUCAAAGGAUGGACUUCAUCGAAAGGGAGCUUGAUGUGCUUGAAAACUGGCUGGACUGCACGGGUGAGUUGGAGCCUCCAGAGCCACUGGACCAUCUGCCUGAACUCAAGCACAGCAUCAAACAGCUGCUGAAUGAAAUGGAAAAGGUGCAGCAGAUUGCUCGGACUUGUGCCACAUGAGUGCACCAAGGAAUGUUUCACUAUCAUCACAGGGUUACCUCAGAUUGACACAUUCCUAUACCUUCACAGACUGAAGAGCCAAAAGAAUAGACUGAGAACAUGUGAAACAGAAAUGCUGUUUGUAACAAAGCCUGUGAUUCUUAAAUGUGAAAUCAAGAGAAUGUUGCAAAACUUUUUCACCUCACUUAUCAUUUUUCAACAAAUGUGAUUUAAUUUUCUUCAUUUCUGUUUCAACAAAAGGGAACAUACAACAAAAAACAUUUUAAGUAUGUUUGCUAAAAGGUUUACUAGACUUGGCUUUGUCAUUUAACAAAGCACAUCAUGCAGUGAUUUCUAUUAUUUUUAGACUUAGUCAUAAAGCAAUACAUAUUUUUUCCUUUGCAGAGAAAUUGAGUUAUUCAAAGUUAUGUUUCAGCUAAAAGCCUACUUGAAUAGUCAAAAAGGACCCAUCCUGUGCUCUUUAAAAGGAUAGUAACCUUUAACAUGUAUUUAACAGGUUGGGUGUGAAAUAAAAUGUACACAAUGAAACUGUU
Carassius carassius (crucian carp) is the source of this 3510-nucleotide messenger RNA. RefSeq names its product PHD finger protein 20-like. The transcript has 17 exons. The record is from RefSeq and is a predicted model, not a curated record. Gene Ontology annotation, biological process: regulation of transcription by RNA polymerase II. Lineage: Eukaryota; Metazoa; Chordata; Actinopteri; Cypriniformes; Cyprinidae. The coding region runs from base 179 to 2977 and encodes 932 amino acids. Gene Ontology annotation, cellular component: NSL complex; MLL1 complex.